Messenger RNA from Marmota flaviventris (yellow-bellied marmot), 1972 nucleotides. It is a transcript of the gene Dcaf12, whose product is annotated as DDB1 and CUL4 associated factor 12. Lineage: Eukaryota; Metazoa; Chordata; Mammalia; Rodentia; Sciuridae. Gene Ontology annotation, molecular function: protein binding. Gene Ontology annotation, cellular component: Cul4-RING E3 ubiquitin ligase complex. The record is from RefSeq and is a predicted model, not a curated record.
GCUGCGCAAGGGUGACGGAGCGCGGGCGAAGGGGGGAGGGGGUGUUUUGGUUCUUGCCGCUCGCCGUCCUUUCCAGAGUCGGUCGUCUGAAAUCUGUUUUUUACCUUUCCUUCCCCCUUCCUAUUCCCCUUCCCAACCCCGAAUCUCCCUUCCUCCUUUCCUUCUGUCCGCCUCCCUUUUUUCUACUGCCGCCCCGGGUCUGGGCCAUUUUCCGGGCCGGGCGCACUACAGCGCGCGGCCCCGGGGCCCAGUAUAUGACCGGCUCUCCUGCUACCCCUCGCUUCCCCCGCCCCAUGUGGCUGCGGGGCCGCGGCGGCGCUGCCCACUAUGGCUCGGAAAGCAGUUAGCAGGAAGCGGAAAGCACCUGUCUCUCCAGGAGCUGGGAGCGACGCUCAGGGCCCGCAGUUUGGCUGGGAUCACUCGAUUCACAAGAGGAAAAGACUUCCCCCAGUGAAGAGAUCAUUGGUGUACUACCUGAAGAACCGGGAAGUCAGGCUACAGAAUGAAACCAACUACUCUAGAGUGUUGCAUGGAUAUGCAGCACAGCAACUUCCCAGUCUCCUGAAGGAGAGAGAGUUUCACCUUGGGACCCUCAAUAAAGUGUUUGCAUCUCAAUGGUUGAAUCAUAGGCAAGUGGUGUGUGGCACAAAAUGCAACACGCUAUUUGUAGUUGAUGUCCAGACAAGCCAAAUCACCAAGAUCCCUAUUUUGAAAGACCGAGAGCCUGGAGGUGUGACCCAGCAGGGCUGUGGUAUCCAUGCGAUUGAGCUGAAUCCCUCUAGAACACUGUUAGCCACUGGAGGAGACAACCCCAACAGUCUUGCCAUCUAUCGACUGCCUACACUAGAUCCUGUGUGUGUGGGAGAUGAUGGACACAAAGACUGGAUCUUUUCCAUUGCAUGGAUCAGUGAUACUAUGGCAGUGUCUGGCUCACGUGAUGGUUCUAUGGGACUCUGGGAGGUGACAGAUGAUGUGUUGACCAAAAGUGAUGCAAGGCACAAUAUGUCAAGGGUCCCCGUGUAUGCUCACAUCACUCACAAAGCCUUAAAGGACAUCCCCAAGGAAGACACAAACCCUGACAACUGCAAGGUCCGGGCUUUGGCCUUCAACAACAAGAACAAGGAAUUGGGAGCAGUAUCCCUGGAUGGCUACUUUCAUCUCUGGAAAGCUGAAAAUACAUUGUCUAAGCUCCUCUCUACCAAACUGCCAUAUUGCCGUGAGAAUGUGUGUCUGGCCUAUGGUAGUGAGUGGUCAGUGUAUGCAGUGGGCUCUCAAGCUCAUGUCUCCUUUUUGGAUCCACGACAACCAUCAUAUAACGUCAAGUCUGUCUGCUCCAGGGAGCGAGGCAGUGGGAUCCGAUCAGUGAGCUUCUAUGAACACAUAAUCACUGUGGGCACAGGGCAGGGCUCCCUGCUGUUCUAUGACAUCCGAGCUCAGAGAUUUCUGGAAGAGAGGCUUUCAGCUUGUUAUGGGUCCAAACCCAGGCUAGCAGGGGAAAAUCUGAAACUAACUACUGGCAAAGGCUGGCUGAAUCAUGAUGAAACCUGGAGGAAUUACUUUUCGGACAUUGAUUUCUUCCCCAAUGCUGUUUACACCCACUGCUACGACUCGUCCGGAACGAAACUCUUUGUGGCAGGAGGUCCCCUCCCUUCAGGGCUCCAUGGGAACUAUGCUGGGCUCUGGAGUUAAUGACAACUCUCUCCCAAAAUGCAGAUUUACACUAACUUCCACUUUCAGUUUCCUUGUUUCUUCUUUUGAUUUUUUUCCUCCCCCAAUUGUGUGAAGCUCUCCUAUUUUCAUGGGAAUACCAGUUUGCCCAUGGUUUAGGCACUUAAUAGGAAGAAGCUCUGUAUAGAAAUCAAAAGGUGUUUUUGUUUUGUUUUUUAUUUUCUUUGUUUUUUGGUAAUCAGAAUUUUACUAUCUUUUUUUCUCUUUCUCUAGCUUCUCAACCAAACAUUGUUGCAAAUCCCUA